Pelobates cultripes (western spadefoot toad) is the source of this 519-nucleotide messenger RNA. NCBI's taxonomy places the organism in Eukaryota, Metazoa, Chordata, Amphibia, Anura, Pelobatidae. The record is from the annotation of a GenBank genome assembly.
GUGGACACGAUACAAAUAAAAGAAAGAGUGUUCAGGAUAGAAGAAAAAUUGGAGCAUAAUGAAAUGACACAGAUUGACUCCACCAAAACGGAAACUCUGGCCUGCAUGCAAAAGAAAAUUACUUCUCUGGAAUUAAAAAUGAAUGACAUGGAGGAUAAAGCCAGGCGGAAGAACCUACAAAUCAGAGGUAUUCCUGAGAGUAAAACUAGAGAAAAACUGGUGGAAUACCUUAUUGAACUCUUCAAUCAAAUAGGAAUUCAAGAAGAAAUAAGAUCAGCAAACACUGAAUGGGUGCACAGACUUAUCAAACCUAGUGGUAUAGCUGAGGCACAUCCCAGGGAUGUGAUUAUCAGAUUUGCCAUGUAUGGGGUUAAACAAAAAAUCGUGGAAGCUGCAAGAUCAUUAGGACCUAAUGACCAGAGGCUUAAAACCCUUACUUUUUCUCGGGACAUGUCAUGUAAGACAUCCCAGAGAAGAAGAUCAUUUAAACCAGCAUUGGACAGACUGAAAGAUAAAUAA